Messenger RNA from Podarcis lilfordi (Lilford's wall lizard), 19586 nucleotides. The record is from the annotation of a GenBank genome assembly. NCBI's taxonomy places the organism in Eukaryota, Metazoa, Chordata, Lepidosauria, Squamata, Lacertidae.
CGGUUCCUUUGCAUCCAUCCAUCACAUCCUGUGCACCGCUUGCUCCUCUGCAAGGAGACGCGCACACCCCUUUCCCCAUCCAGCGCCCAGCAAAGGCUCAGCACCAUGGCUGAAUGGCCCCUUCCUGCCCAGGUGAGGCUGGUUCUGCAGGGAUGGGAUGGUGCGCUCUUGCUGGGGGUAGCUGAGCCGCCCCUGGGAGAAGGGUUGGGGGGGUGGGGGUGGAAUGAUUCAAAAUAUUGCACUACCAACGUGCACGGUGGGGGGCUACAGAAAAAGGCAGCGACGUUUCAGGCGUCCCAGGCACCUGGCUAAGACUGCUCGGUUUGCAGACGCCUUUGCAAGCCUAAAUGCUUCCCGGAUAUUUUGCAUUGUUGUUACUAAUUUUGCACAUAGCUUAAAGGUAAAGGGACCCCUGACCAUUAGGUCCAGUCGUGGCCGACUCUGGGGUUGCAGCGCUCAUCUUGCUUUACUGGCCAAGGGAGACGGUGUACAGCUUCCGGGUCAUGUGGCCAGCCUGACUAAGCCGCUUCUGGCGAACCAGAGCAGCGCACGGAAACACCGUUUACCUUCCCGCCGGAGCAGUACCUAUCUAUCUACUUGCACUUUGAGGUGCUUUCGAACUGCUAGGUUGGCAGGAGCAGGGACCGAGCAACGGGAGCUCACCCCGUCGCGGGGAUUUGAACCGCCGACCUUCUGAUCGGCAAGCCCUAGGCUCUGUGGUUUAACCCACAGCGCCACCCGCGUCCCUGGUCUCUAAGGUACUAUGGGGCAAUUUUUUUUAUUUCCUUCCAGUCUUCAAGGUGGAGUUCAGAAGUCCUGGCUGCUCCUGUGGUGGAUGCCGCCUUCCCCAAAGAGGCGCAGACGGCCACGAUUUCUCUGUGGACGGUGGUUGGCGCUGUCCAGGCGGUGGAGCGGACGGUGGAGGCUCAGGCCCUUCGGCUCCUCAGCCUGGAGCAGAGGUCCGAGGCAGCCGAGAAGAGAUUUGGGGACUGCGAGAAGGCCGUGGCCGAACUGGGCAGCCAGCUGGACAGCCGGUGGUCAGCGCUGGAGACUCUCCUGCAGGAGUAUGGGCAGCUGCAGAAGAGGCUGGAGACCAUGGAGGACCUGCUGAAGAACGGGAACUUCUGGUUUCUGAAGGUCCCCGUGAGCGCGGCUGCAGGAGCUUCUAAGGUAAGCACAGACCUCAGGCUUCAUUGAUAAAGUGGGCACAAGAUGUCCAAUGAUAAUAAUAAUAAUAAUAAUAAUAAUUAUUAUUAUUAUUACAGUGGUGCCUCGCAAGACGAAAUUAAUCCGUUCCGCGAGUGUCUUCGUCUAGCGGUUUUUUCGUCUUGCGAAGCAACCCUAUUAGCGGUUUAUCGGCUUAGCGCUAUUAGCGGUUUAGCGGCUAUUAAAGGCUUAUCGGCUUAGCGGAUUAGCUGCUAAAAGGCUAUUAGCGGCUUAGCGGCUUAGAUAAAGGGGGGGGGAAGCGAAAAAAAAUCUCAAGACUCGCAAGACAUUUUCGUCUUGCGAAGCAAGCCCAUAGGGAAAUUCGUCCUGCGAAGCAACUCAAAAACGGAAAACCCUUUCGUCUAGCGGGUUUUCCGUCUUUCGAGGCAUUCGUCUUGCGGGGCACCACUGUAUUAUUAUUAUUUUUGAUGUUGAAUAUUUUAUUAAGGAUUUUCUUGUUUUACAGAAGUAAGUGUAAUGCCUCGUAUUUUUUCCCCCCCAUGUAACAUUUUUACAAAUCCGUUUCAUUUGUCGAGGCAUUAGGGGGAGAAGAAAAAAAGGAAAAAAGAAAGGGGGGUGGAGAGAGGGAAGAUGGAUGGGGGUGGGGUCGGGUGGCGGUGUUUCUAUUAUGUUUAAUGUAUGUAGAGUUUGGUGUCGGCGUUGCUUGUGUUGUUCACUUGUGUUCCUUUGGUGGUGAGAGAGGUUGGGGUUGGUCUAGGGUGUGAUUGUUUGCUUGGGAUCUUUGUUUUCGUGUGUGAGUGAGGUGGGUGGGUGUUUUGGAUCAGGUUAGCCAUAUUGAUUUGUAUGCUGUUGGUGGAUUAUUGUCAUUGUCCUGUUGGGCUGUGUAUGUGAUAAAGGGGAGCCAUACCGGGGUGAAGGCGUCGUCUUCUGUUUGUCCCCGUGUCAGUUUCAGUUUAUUAGUUAAUUUUUCUAGUAGGGCUGUUUCCCAUACUAUUUGGUACCAUUGGUCCAUGUUUACUCCUGACAGGUCUCUCCAGUGUCUGGUUAUGGUGUUUCUCGGGCCGUCCAAUUAUGCUAAAAGAUUGGGAAAACUUAUGGAAGGUAAAUUUGAAAUUUACAGCCAGCUAUAAUAUAAGAGAGAACAUGAUGACGUGCCCAAAGAUUAAGGCUUUCUGGGAGAUGAUAUAUAAUGAACUAAAAAAGGUAUUUAAAUAUACCUUCUUGAAGAAACCAGAGGCCUUUCUCCUGGGCAUAGUCGGCCAAUCGGUGUUAAAAAAGGACAGAACUUUUUUUAUGUCUGCAACAACAGCAGCAAGAAUACUCAUUGCAAGGUAUUGGAAGACACAAGAACUUCCCAUGCUGGAGGAAUGGCAGAUGAAAUUAAUGGACUAUAUGGAAUUGGCAGAAAUGACUGGCAGAAUCCGAGACCAGGGAGAAGAGUCGGUGGAAGAAGAUUGGAAGAAAUUUAAAGACUAUUUACAGAAAUAUUGUAAAAUUAAUGAAUGUUAGAAUGAUGUUGGAUUGAAGUUAAGUGGUUUCCAGCUGUAUAGGUACAGAAUAUGGAAAAAUUGGUUUUUAAUAUGUAAAAAUCUAACGUUACAAUAUAUCAAGACUAAGGAUUAGGAUUAAAAAGGAGGGAAAGGAAUUGUUGGAUUAACAAAUUGAAUUGGAAUACAAAAGAGGGAGGUAUGAGGAGGUCCGGGAAACAAGUAAACGUAAAAGAAGUGAGGAAAAGAUGGAAUUGUUUUUAACUGUUUUUUCUUUUUUUCCUACUUUGUAUUUUUCCUUUUUAUUGUUAAAUUUUUUUUAUUAAUGUGAUUUUUUUUCCUUUGAAACUUUAAUAAAUAUUAUUAAAAAAAAAAAAAAGAGAACAUGAUGAAAAUGGCUCAUAGGUGGUACCUCACUCCUUCCAGAUUAUCAAGAAUGUAUAAAAAUUUGGCGAAUGCUUGUUGGCGAUGUGGAGGAAAUAAUGGUGACAUGAUUCACAUGUGGUGGACGUGUGAAAAGAUUAAGAUUUUUGGGGGGGAAAUAUACGAUGAAUUAAAAAAGAUGAUGGGGAUAACUUUUACGAAAAAACUGGAGGCAUUUCUAUUAAGUAUUUUAGUUAAAGAGAUCCCAAAAAAUCUAAGAGAGGUAUUCUUGUAUGCAACCGCAGCGGCUCGUAUACUUGUGGCCCAGGGAUGGAAAGAUCACGAGGCUCCAAAAAUAACAGAUUGGCAAAUCAAAUUACAGGAAUUGGUGGAGACGGCGCAACUGACUAGUAAACUCAGAGGAAACUCAAAGCAAAAAUUAGCGGAAAAAUGGGAUGUUUAUAAAAAAUAUGUUCAAAAAUACAAUAAUAGUUUUGACUCCGUGCUAGCAUUCAAGUGAUAAAGGAACUAAAAGGAGGUAGAUUACAAUUAAGGAUUUAUUAUGUUUUCAGAAUGUAUUAGAAAAAUUAUAUAGAAAGGUUUAUUGUUUUGUGUCCAUUCGAAUGUAAGAUAAAACAUAUGCAAAGGGACUUGACAGGAAGUCAAAGUUGAAGAAAAGAUUUUGGAAGCUAAAAGGGGAAAAAUAUUUACUUUCAUUAUUAUCAUUUUCUGUGUGGGUGUGUGGGUGUCUGCACAUAUGUGUGUUGUUGUAUGCAAUGUUUGGGAGGAAAUAAGACGGUAAAUAACAAGUAACAAACUAAAUAUCAAUGUAUGUAAUUUUUUAUUUCUUAAUUAUAUUUAGUGGUAGUAUGGCUGUAUUGUUUUUUGUAACAUAAAACCAUUCAAUAAAAAUUAUUAUUAGUAUUUUAAAAAGGUAAGCACAGACCUAGAGAAUUGGGGAAGUCUGCAGUAGUAGUUCUGUCAAGGAGCAGGCUGUGAUUUUAUUUAUUGCAUUCACACCUCAGCUUUCCUCUAAGGAGCUCAUGGCACACAGAAUCAUAGGAAGGGACCCCCUGCAAUGCAGGAAUCUUUUGCCCAAAGCAGGACUCGAACCCAUGGCUCCCAAGAAUGCUUAUGUUUUCUGAACCAUCCUUCUUGAAAUUUGAAAUAUACUCAGAGUCAAGAGUGGAUUUCAUGCUCUUUAUUCAGCUCAUAGUGGUGAGGAGGAAUGGAAGUUCCCCCAGAAUGUCUGCCUUAUAUACAUUAUUUUCACAAUGGGCCCCACGUGAUUGGCUAAUUCCGGGAUUCUCCUGUAGGCCAAUCAGGUUGCGGAUUCACUUCCACCUGGAGCUGGAUUGGCUGGCUCCUGUGGACCAAUCAGACUGCUGCAUUCUGGAUCCUAUUGUCCUAGGACCAAUCAGACUGCUGCAUUUUGGAUCCUAUUCAACUCAGUACAUAACAAAAUUAUUCUUUGAUUCUGCUAUCUAGCUAUCUAUAUUGCGCUGUUUGUUGGGUUGCCCCUUUGGUACUGGGGGCUGUCCGGCAGAAAAGCAUGGUGCAAAUGUUUAUUUCUAAACAAGUUAGCCCUUCUUGUGCUAAGAAACUAAAAUAUAAAUGAAUAAAAAGGCUGAAUGGCCAUCUGUCACGGAUGCUUGAGUUGAGAUUCCUUCAUGGCUGGGGGUUGGUCUGAAUGACGCUCAGGAUCCAUUCCAAUUGUACGAUUCUAUGAAGAACCAGUGCUAACAUCCUCAGCAAGCUGGGGAUCCCACAGGCCUAGGAAUUAUACAGACUCAUAUAGAGGUAUUUCCCGCACGUGUAGAAAUUAGAAAUUAUGCCACAUUCUCAGAGAAAAAGUGUAGUAAUUUUAUUAUUUUUACCCUGCCCUUCUGACUGGGUUGCCGGUUGCCUGCUGAGUUUUCCCUGCACAAAUAUCCUUGACAUUUUCUUAAUACGGUCCAAGCCACAGAGACUUGCAAAACGCCGGCACCCUGUCGUCUACAACUUCAUUGUCUACAACUUUAUUAACAUCUGUCUACCACUCCACUAGCAUCUCCCGGUAUUGUGAAUAACACCCAACUUACCUUUUGUUGGUAUCGUCAUGAACUUAUCUAAAAGACUGAGUUAAGCAUUUGAAAAAUCUAUUGAAACCAGACAUUAUAAGUUCAUUUUAGGCUGGGUAGUUCAACAAGUCUCUGUGGCUUUGUUUAAUGUUUUGUGUUUUUCUCAGGAGGUUGAUAAAGUAUGUAUAAUUAUUGUUCUGUGUAUAUUAAUCACCAACGUGUUGCAUGAGUCGCACUAUCUCUUCACAUGUAAAGGUAAAGGGACCCCUGACCAUUAGGUUCAGUCGCGGACGACUCUGGAGUUGUGGCGCUCAUCUCGCUUUAUUGGCCAAGGGAGCCGGCGUACAGCUUCCGGGUCAUGUGGCCAGCAUGACUAAGCCGCUUCUGGCGAACCAGAGCAGCACACGGAAACGUCAUUUACCUUCCCGCCGGAGUGGUACCUAUUGAUCUACUUGCACUUUGACGUGCUUUCGAACUGCUAGGUUGGCAGAAGCAGGGACCGAGCAACGGGAGCUCACCCCGUCGCGGGGAUUCGAACCGCCGACCUUCUGAUCGGCAAGUUCUAGGCUCUCUGGUUUGACCCACAGUGCCUGCUCCAUAGCAAUUGUUGUUCAUCCUUUACUAUUCACCAUAUAGAUGGGUUUUUGACGCAUUUCUGUAUCCUUCUGCUGUGCUGAAGAAUUCUACGAAACAGUGGGUAUAUCCGGAAUCACUGUUCAAUACGUCUGUUUGUGAACUACCUCGGCAGCGUUGAACGCCAUAAACAAAGCUUUACAGCCUUUUCACCAGAUAAAAAUCUGAUAUAUUGCUUCUUUCAGAGACUUGCAUAGUCUUCAAAGACUUUCAGAGACUUAUGUUUAUUUGGUUUUAUGUUUUCAACACAAAUUCAAAGAUUAUCUUCAGAAACAUUGCAAAAUUAAAGAAUGUUAGAGUGAUGUUGGACUGAAAAUAAGUGGUUUCCAGCUGUACAGGUUAAAGUUAAUGAUAGACUAAGAUUAAAGAUUAGGAUUAAAGAUGUUUAAGGAAAUGGAAAUUUGGUAAUUAAGAGGUAAAAUUUCAAGGUUAUAAUACAUUAAGAUCAAAGAUUAGGUGUAAAGAAGUUGAAGUUAUAUAUUAUAUUAAAAUUAAAGAUUGGGACCAAAAAAGUGGAAAAGAAAUUGCUGGACAAACAAUUUGGAUUGGAAUACAAAAGAGGGAGGUAUGAGGAAGUCCAGAAAAUAAGUAAAUUCAAAAACGGAAAUGGAAAAGAGAUAUUGUUUUUAAUUGUUAUGUUUCUUUUUAUUGUUGAUUCUUGCUUUUCGUGUUUUUUAAAAAAAUUUUCUGAGAUUUGCAUUGUGUAUUUGUGUAUUUUUUAUGUUUUUUUUUGUUGUUUAAUUUUUGAUUGAAACCUUAAUAAAAAUUAUUUAAAAAAAAUAAAAAAUAUUUGGUUUUAUGUUUUCAAGCGAAUCCAUUAAGAGUGCAUAUUUUGUGACUUUCAGAGAUUCGUAAGUUUUCUGUUUAUGUGAUUUCAUAUAUUUCAUAUUAUAUAAAGAGUGUAUAUUGAUAUUGUAUCAUUGUAUUUGGUCAUCGUGUUGCCUUGGAUAUUAUUGACUAUUGAUUGCAACAGGGGUUAAAUUAUUUGGUUAUUUGUUGUUAUCCCCCAGGUCUCAGCGGCUUUUGGCGAUGGCUCGGCUCCCUUUUCCCGGGAGAGGCUAGAAGAUUGGCAGAAGGAGUUGUAUAAAAACGUGGCCAAGGGGAACGGAGAGUCUCUGAUCUCCCUCGGUAAGGAGCAGGGCCGGCUCUCCAUGGGAUCCCUUUCGGGGUGGCCACAGUGUGGUGUAGUGGUUAAAGCAUCGGACUAGACCAUGGGAGUCUGGAGUUCGAAUCUUCCUGCUUUGCCAUGAGGCUCACUGGGCGACUUUGGGCCAGCCGCUGUCUCUCAGCCCAACCUAUCACUCAGCUGGGCUGUUUUGAGGAUAAGAUGGGGAACGAGAGAAACCUUGAGGUCCUUGGAGGAAAGAUAUGAAAUAAAUGAAAUAAAUCAGUGGGCCAAAAUACCCCUAAGCUACUCUUGCAGGUCAUAGCUGGUUCUCUUGCCAUGAAUAUGGGGUUUAUUAUUAUUAUUAAAAUUUGUAUACUGCCUUUCAUCCGAAGAUCCUAGGGUGGUUCACCCUGGCUAGGCCAUCCUGAAUGAACCAGGGAUGUCACUCCAUCCUCUUGCAUUCCUAAAGUUGUUUAGAGUUCCCUUUGGAACUCCCUGCUGUUAUGUAUCAGACGGGCACUGUCUCUCUUAACUUUUCGGUACCUGUCGGAAUUCUCUCCUCUAUCUACAAGCCUCCUCAGCCGAGACUUCUAUCCCAGCUAGUUUCGGAAUUGGAAUUGGCAUUUAUUCCUUCCGCAGGGCCUGUAAGACAGAGCUAUUCCGCCUGGCUUUCAAUUUAAACUUAGCCUGAUCUUUUAUUCCCCUUCCUUCCCUCCCUCUCCUCUUUUAUAAAGAUUACCCGCUCUGGGAUCCCACAGCUAAUUCUCCCCUGGUCUCCUCGCUGGCCCAAGUAGGACUACCGUAAUUUAGCCAGCUAGCCCUGGUGAUCAUCUAAUGUCUAUUGGAUGGAUUUCCCCCCCUAAAUUGAUUUUUGAAUUCUGAAUUUAUUGUUAUGUACGUUUUAUACUGUAUUUUAUGCUGUUUUUUGUUGUAUCAAUUAAGUGUUUUAAAUUUGUUGUUAGCCGCCCUGAGCCCAGUUUUCUGAACAGGGAAGGACGGGGUAUAAAAAAUAAAUAAAUACAUAUUAUUUAUUAAUUAUUAUAUAUGUAAUUGUUUCUAACCGCUUUAACUCUAUGCCAUGGUUGCAUAUAUGCUUCAUCAUACUGUGAGAUUGCUUUGAGAGGCAUUGUAAAUGGAACUGGUAAUUUUAAUUUAGGAUGGCCUCUCUUAAAAAUAAAGCACUGCCCUUUAAUGGGAUCUUCGUAACGACAGUUACGACAGUUCUCCCUUCCCCGUCUCCUUUGACCAGAUCUUGCUGUUUCUAAACUGGAGAAUUUCACCUGUACUGCGCAAGAAGGUGCUCCUCACAUUCUGGGCCAGAAAAACUCAGACGAACGUGCUCAGGAACCUUCGUCCGAUUCCAAAACAGGUAUCAGAUUUUAAAUUGAGAAUUGCUUGCUGUGUAUUUUGUGUGUGUGUGAUUCUGUCCUUUCCAAAGCAUCCCAGGGGAAAUUGCUGUUCUCCUUUUGGGAUCUUCCAGCAGUAACGUCUUGCUGCUCAUGUGUAGAUGGAAGGGAGUGACCAGUUUCUGGAAAUGCUUCACUUAAAGGAGAUAUUACGUUGGGAGCAAGGCAGGGCAAAUCUUGGGAACUGCCAGCAACCCUGACCCCCAUUUUACAGCCCUACCUCUCGUUCACCCCAAGAACCGCCCUAAAAGGUAAAGGGACCCCUGACCAUUAGGUCCAGUCGUGGCCGACUCUGGGGUUGCGGCGCUCAUCUCACUUUAUUGGCCGAGGGAGCCGGCGUACAGCUUCUGGGUCAUGUGGCCAGCAUGACUAAGCCGCUUCUGGCGAACCAGAGCAGCACAUGGAAACGCCGUUUACCUUCCCGCCAGAGUGGUACCUAUUCAUCUACUUGCACUUUGACGUGCUUUCGAACUGCUAGAUUGGCAGGAGCUGGGACUGAGCAACAGGAGCUCACCCCGUCAUGGGGAUUCGAACUGCCGACCUUCUGAUUGGCAAGUCCUAGGCUCUGUGGUUUAGACCACAGCGCCACCUGCAUCCUUCAAAUGUAAAGGAUAAAGGUAAAGGGACCCCUGACCAUUAGGUCCAGUAGCACACGACUCUGGGGUUGUGGCGCUCAUCAUGCUUUGCUGGCCGAGGGAGCCGGUGUUUUGUCCGCAGACAGGGUGACUAAGCCGCUUCUGGCGAAACCAGAGCAGCGCACAGAAACGCCGUUUACCUUCCCGCCGGAGCGGUACCUAUUUAUCUACUUGCACUUUGACGUGCUUUCGAACUGCUAGGUGGGCAGGAGCAGGGACUGAGCAACGGGAGCUCAGCCCGUCGUGGGGAUUCGAACCGCUGACCUUCUGAUCAGCAAGUCCUAGGCUCUGUGGUUUAACCCACAGCGCCACCCGCGUCCCUUUUUAAGAACCGCCCUGCGCAGGUCUUUAAUACAGUACAAUCACACCAGGUGCCCAACGUCUUGCUCUGCUUUCCUUUGGACCACCUCAGCGAGGCCGAGAAGGGGUGGGUCUUGCCGUCUGGGCAGCCCAGGACCUCCAGACACACAACCCAGCCUUGUGUCCCAGGAAGGUCACACAAAAAAAGUGUUCCCUGCAUUUAACUUGCAGAAUUUCCGCUUUGUUUAGGAGGCUGGCUGGAGUGGUGCAGGUUAAAUGCAUGCAAGGAGAACUUAAAAGCUUUCUUUGCACCAGAUCCACACGACGUGGCAAGAACUUUUAAGCUCUCCACCUUGCGCUCCCCCGAUUCUCUCGCAAAAUCUCCCGCAAGCAACCCUAAACUUUUAGUCAGUGCGCCGAGUGUGCCUGCCAACUAAGGCUACCCAGCGCAAAAAAAGUGCUUUUGAGGUGUCCCUGGUUCUUGUUUGCACUGCGUUUUCGUUUUGCUGUUGGGAGAAACUGAGGCGACCAAUAUUCCCAACGCCAUGCAUUGAAUGCAUGGUGGAGCCAGCUCUCCUGAGUGCUUGGAAAAACCUGUUUGUCAUCAUCAUUAUUAUUAUUAUUAUUAUUAUUAAUAAUUUAUAUCUCGCCCUCACCAGCCGAAGCCGGGCUCAGAGCGGCUAAUAACAAUAAAAGUAACACAGCAUUCUAAAAUCAAUUCACUUUAAAAUCAAUUCAAAAUCAAAUUAAUGGCAACCAUUGGGCUAGAGUGCUAUGAGGAUUACAGGAGAGAGGGAGUCAGACUGUGCCUUGGCCAAAGGCCUGGUGGAACAGCUCUGUCUUGCAGGCCCUGCGGAAAGAUGUCAAGUCCCACAGGGCCCUAGUCUCUUGUGACAGAGCGUUCCACCAGGUCGGGGCCAGUACUGAAAAGGCCCUGGCCCUAGUUGAGACCAAUCUAACCACUUUGCAGCUUGGGACCUCCAAAAUGUUUUUAUUUGAAGACCGCAAGGUCCUCCGGGGACGCAGGUGGCGCUGUGGGUUAAACUACAGAGCCUAGGAUUUGCUGAUCAGAAGGUUGGCGGUUCGAAUCCCCGCGACAGGGUGAGCUCCCAUUGCUCGGUCCCUGCUCCUGCCAACCUAGCAGUUCGAAAGCACGUCAAAGUGCAAGUAGAUAAAUAGGUACCGCUCUGGCGGGAAGGUAAACGAUGUUUCCGUGCGCUGCUCUGGUUCGGCAGAAUCGGCUUAGUCAUGCUGGCCACAUGAUCCGGAAGCUGUACGCCGGCUCCCUUGGCCAGUAAAGCGAGAUCAGCGCCGAAACCCCAGAGUCGGCCACGACUGGACCUAAUGGUCAGGGGUCCUUUACUUUUACCUUUAAGGUCCUCCUUGGGACUUACCAGGAGAGGCGGUCCCGUAGGUAUGAGGGUCCUAGGCCGUAUAGGGCUUUAAAGAUUAAAACCAGCACCUUAAACCUGAUCCUGUACUCCACCGGGAGCCAGUGCAGCUGGUAUAGCACCGGGUGAAUGUGAUCCCACGGCGUGGACUCCGUAAGGAGUCUCACUGCGGCAUUCUGCACCCGCUGGAGUUUCUGGGUCAGCUUCAAGGGCAGCGCCACGUAGAGUGAGUUACAAUAAUCAAGUCUGGAGGUGACUGUCACAUGGAUCACAGUGGCGAGGUCAGGGCGAGAGAGGUAAGGAGCCAACUGCUUAGCUUGGCGGAGAUGAAAAAAUGCCGCCUUUGUUUUGCCCAGGAGGGAACAAGCAGGCUGCGUUUUGAGAUUUCAGAUAAACCAGGAAUAUAUAGGAAAGGUCAAACUUCUCUCUCUCUCUCUCAUCUCCCGGAAACAGAAUCUCCCAUUUCCAGGACAGAUAUUAUUUCGUGGAUUAAGCAGGAGGAGGAAUUGUGUACCAAGGGCAAUGGCCAGGACGGAGCCCUCUGUCAAAGUACCUGCAACUGUGAGUAUGUUGAAAGCACCACAACAGCCGUUCUCCCAUGUCAUCACAAGAGGCUUGUUCCGUUUUUAGGUUAUCCGUAUUGAGGCUUCCUUUCCUGGCUGCUGCCCAGCUCUAUCUCUCCACUUAUAUUUAUCUCGUAGAAUUGUAGAGUUGGAAGGGACCCAACGGUCAUCUAGUCCAACCCCCUGCAAUGCAGGAACUUGCAGCUUCGAACCUGCAACCGUGGCGUUGUCAGCACCAUCCUCUAGUCAUCUGAGGAAGGUGUCUCCACAUUGCGCGUUAAUGUGAAAAUGUCUAGACCAAGUAAGGCAUCUUAGCUGAGAUUCAGUACAGCCAAAGGGAAACUGACUCUAUGGGAUAUGCCCAUCGGAGAGAGACUACUACAGGGACCACACAAUACUCGCUUUCUGCAUCUGUAAGAACUCAGAUCUUUUAGUGUGGCAGCACCUAAUAAUAAUAGCAAUAAUAAUAAUAAUAAUAAUAAUAAUAAUAAUAAUAAUAAUUUAUUAUUUAUACCCUGCCCAUCUGGCUGGGUUUCCCCAGCCACUCUGGGCGGCUUCCAACAAAACACUAAAAUACAAUAACCUACUAAACAUUAAAAGCUUCCCUAAACAGGGCUGCCUUCAGAUGUCUUCCAAAAGUCAGACAGUUGUUUAUUUCCUUGACAUUUGAUGGGAGGGCAUUCCACAGGGCGGGUGCCACCACCGAGAAGGCCCUCUGCCUGGUUCCCUGUAACUUGGCUUCUCGCAAGGAGGAAACCGCCAGAAGACCCUCGGCGCUGGACCUCAGUGUCCGGGCAGAACGAUGUAGGUGGAGACGCUCCUUCAGGUAUACUGGACCGAGGCCGUUUAGGGCUUUAAAGGUCAGCACCUAGACUUUGGAACUCCCUGCCACUUGAUCUCAGGUAUGCCCCACAGGGAAGGGACUCUGCUAUGUUUAUGUUGCAUAGAGCAGCUCUUCAGCCAGGGCUUCCCAGAUGUGUCCUUGGACUGCAACUCCCAGGAUUCUCGCUAACUUGUUCAUAAACUAAUCUAGAGUUAGAGGUGAGCAGGGAGGUUUGCUCAUGAGGCUAAAUCGUCCAGCAUCAUUAAAGAGAUGAAGAAAGGACCUCUACGAACUGAAUGAAUGGGCAGUAAAAUAAUAAUAAUCCCUGUGAAACGCCCUCCUUUCAGAUGUCAAGGAGAUAAAAGAAUUACAUAACGUUUUAGAAGACAUCUGGAGGCAGCCCUGUAUCGGGAGGUUUUUAGUGUUUGAUGUUUUUAUUAUGUUUUUAGAUAGGCUGUAAGCUGCUCAGAGUAGCUUGGGAAACACAGCCAGAUGGGCGGGAUAAUAAUAAUAAUAAUAAUAAUAAUAAUACUUUUCAGUAUUACAGGGUGGUUCGCAGUAUAAAAAUACAAAAUGAUUACAGUUGUACCUUGGAAGUCGAACGGAAUCUGUUCUGGAAGUCCGUUCGAUUUCCAAAACGUUUGAAAACCAAAGCGUGGCUUCCGAUUGGCUGCAGAAAUCCCCUGCAGCCAAUCAGAAGCCCCGUCGGACGUUCGGCUUCCAAAAACAGUUCGCAAACCGGAACACUCACUUCUGGGUUUGCGACGUUCAGGAGCCAAAACGUUUGGGAAAUAAGCUGCUUGACUUCCAAGCUACGACUGUACACAAAAUACAUAAUAAAACAAAAACCAUCCAAUAAUAACCUGGCUUCCAUGAACACAUGAAAAAGGCCACGUUACUCAAAAUUCUAAAUUAAUGCAUUUUUUGGCAAAAAUGAUUAAUUUCACAUAUUCCACAGGGUGGGUGCCUUCUCGGUAGUGGCACCCGCCCUGUGGAACACCCUCCCACAUGAUGUCAAAGAGAAAAAUAACUAUCGUAUUUUUUGCUCUAUAAGACUCACUUUUUCCCUCCUAAAAAGUAAGGGGAAAUGUGUGUGCGUCUUAUGGAGCAAAUGCAGGCUGCGCAGCAAUCCCUCUUGCUGUUCUGGCUUCUGGGAUUCAGAAUAUUUUUUUUCUUGUUUUCCUCCUCCAAAAACUAGGUGCGUCUUGUGGUCUGGUGCAUCUUAUAGAGCGAAAAAUACGGUACCAAACUUUUAGAAGACAUCUGAGGGCAGCCCUGUUUAGGGAAGCUUUUAAUGUUUAAUAGGUUAUUGUAUUUUAGUGUUUUGUUGGAAGCCGCCCAGAGUGGCUGGGGAAACCCAGCCAGUUGGAUGGGGUAUAAAUAAAAAAUAUUAUUAUUAUUAUUAUUAUUAUUAUUAUACACUCAUGGAGCCUCAACUGGCAGUGAUGGACCAGGAAUCAGACCUUGGGGUCGUAGCAGAUGAUUGGUGGCGAUGUUGCCGCCAUAUUCGGCAGCUGAAGAAAAUUCCUUCCCUGUGUGAAGGGAUUGUGACUGAAACAACCCAAAUUUGCAUUUUGUGUGCAUGUUGAAUUUUACUUCCGUUGGAUUGCCUUCCUUCAUUUCUUUCUGUAUUCUUGUACGUCAUUGUGCUGUGAUUCCUUAAAUAUACUGAAAGGAAUUGAAAACAAAACAGUGAUAGCACAAUAGGGAUCUUAACUCUGCUGCUCGGCUCCCCAACAGAUUAUACGGUUUCUGGACUGGAUACUUUACCGAGCGACGCAGAAGGAGCCAACCCCUGUGAGUCACUGCAGGGGGGCAACUUGGAAGCAGAAACUCACAAGGGCUCUACUUCAGACAACGCAGGUGAGCGAUGAGAUUUCGGGGGACGCACCCCAGAUUCAAAGCAGCUCAUGCAGCAGAACUGUAAGAGCAGGGGGGCAUUGGCGCUCAGCCUAGGGACCCAGCACCUCUGGCAAAUGCCUUCCACACUCCAGGAAGUUUCAAGCAAUUCACAAUUUUUUUUUUUGAAAACUACUGACCUGGGUGGGGCAUUUCAGUUCCAUUUCAAGGCCGAAACUUUGCAGCAUUUUAAUGUAUAUUGCACUGGCUCAAAGAAAUCUUCCUGCUGCCUGGGGGCAGCCUUGGAACUGUAUAUUUGCAUUGUAUAGUGCAUGAUUUAAACAUCGGCUGUAAAAAAAAAGGAAGCAACAUGGACGAUUGGAUUUCUUAGUUUGUGAAAUAAUUUCAGAGUGUUGGGGCUGACCUUGAAAGCCCUAAACGGCCUCGGUCCAGUAUACCUGAAGGAGCGUCUCCACGCCCAUCGUUCUGCCCGGACACUGAGAUCCAGCGCCGAGGGGCUUCUGGCGAUUCCCUCAUUGCAAGAAGCAAAGCUACAGGGAACCAGGCAGAGGGCCUUCUCGGUGGUGGUGCCUGCCCUGUGGAACACCCUCCCACCAGAUGUUAAGGAGAUAAAGAACUGAUUUUUAGAAGACAUCUGAAGGCAGCCCUGUUUAGGGAAGUUUUUAAUGUUUGAUGUCUCAGCCUGUUUUUAAUAUUUUGUUGGGAGCCAUCCAGAGUGGUUGGGGAAACCCAGCCAGAUGGGCGGGGUAUUAAUAAUAAUAAUAAUAAUAAAUUUUAUUUAUAUCCCGCCCUCCCCAGCUGAAGCCGGGCUCAGAGCGGCUAACAUCAAAUGUAUAACACAUUAACAUAAAGUCAGACAAUCAAUUAAAAUACAUCCUCAAAUCAGAUCAGGAUCAGAAUAAAAUCCAAUCAGAUGGCAACCCGCAGAUUAGGAUUGGGGACCUUAAUUUUCACCAGGCCCAACAGUUUGUGCUGAACUUAUAUGGGCCUGUGAGAAAAAUUGGGAGGCCACUUUCAUGCAAGAUCUUAUGAAUGGGGAGAGGGAGUCAGACUGAACCCCGACCAAAGGCCUGGCAGAACAGCUCCGUCUUGCAGGCCCUGCGGAAAGAUGUCAAGUCCCGCAGGGCCCUGGUCUCUUGGGACAGAGCGUUCCACCAGAUCGGGGCCACGGCCGAAAAAGCCCUGGCUCUAGUUGAGGCCAGCCUAACCUCUCUGUGGCCUGGGACUUCAGGAUGUUUUUGUUUGAAGACUGUAAGUUCCUCUGUGGGACAUACCAGGAGAGGCAGUCCCGUAGGUACGAGGGUCCUAGGCCGUAUAAAUAAGUUGUUGUUGUUGUUGCUGCUGUUAUAUACUGCAGUGCAGGGAGUUGUAGAUGACUCCUGGGGUCCCUUUCAACCCUACAAUUCUAUUAAACUGGUGCCUUCCAGGGGUGUUUGGGGCUUUAGGGUGUUGGAACAUGCCUGGGGGCACACGCAGCCCUCAGAUCGAGACAAACCUCUCUGGGCGUCUUCCUUAUGAAGCGCAGCCCGGGAUGUCAUAAAUCUUCAGUCCCGGUGCGCACCAGCGACACAUAUCCAAAGAUAUGAAGGUAUCAGCAGAGUAUAGCCGAAACGACGUGGAGAUUAGCUGUGGCAUUCAAGGUAAUUUAUUAAGCAAUAUAUACAGGACAAAGCAAUAAUGGCGUCCUCUCACAUCUUCUCGAAGAGAGAGAAAAAGUACAAAAGUACAGUGGGCGCUCGGGUUGCGAACGUGAUCCGUGCUGGAUGCACGCUCGCAACCCGCAGCGGCGCUUCUGCGCAUGUGCGGGUUGCGUUUCGGCGCUUCUGCGCAUGUGCAAAGCGCGCUUUAGCAGUUCUGUGAAUGCGUGACUGCCGGAACCGGAAGUAACCCGUUCCGGUACUUCCAGGUUUCGGUGGGUGCAUAACCCGAAAAAACGUGACCUGAAGUGGCCGUAACGCAAGGUAUGACUGUACAACCCAGUGGAAGAGAUAAGACUGACUUCCGUUCUCCCACUUCCCAAGCCUGGAAAGUAAACACAGACAUGUGAUGUAACAAUCACAUAUCCAGCAACGGGAGAAUGAAAAUGCUGACCUAGGGGAGGGGUAGUACCACUGGUGGGAGAUACGCCGUCGUGCUCCUUUUGGGGGAGUUUUUUUCUCUUUCGGUCCCAAACCUGCACUCAAGCUCUCACCUGGGGCUUCUAGAAGCUGUCAGCAUGCGACAGUGUAAACAACUUGGGAAAUGACCAAAUGUCCGGCUAAACCAGGUGAGGGCAGCUGAUGUGUCUCAAGCCCUUCGUGAGUUAGGGGCUUGCCCUGCAUGUGAAGACAGGCUCCGGUGGAUGCUGCAGGCGAGACCAAGGUUGGGUCCAGCGGUUAAGAAGGCAGUAAUCUGGCAUCUCAAUAUGGAGGAUGACAUGGGUGGGUGUUUAUUGAUCUAUUUGAUCUGGGCGGAGCAACGGGGGAAGCUGGCUUUCCAAGCCACUUCAAUCUCCCUUUCCCAAAGUGUUAAAAUCGAGAUGUGGAAAAUACGGGAACAAGAAGGAGAGGCAGAACUGAGAUUUGGAGAUAGGCUUCAGGGGUCCAGACUGUGGGAAGUCCCGAGAAAUGAAUAAUUAUAAUUUGGAUGAUAAUUUGGUCUUUUUUAUUUUAGUUGUUUAUUUUAAUUGGAUCAUGAUUGGAUAUGUUAAUUGGAUGUUUUUUGUUGGAAAAUUAAUAAAAACGAUUUAAAAAAAAUAAAUAAAUCUCCCUUUCCCCCUCCCGCUUGACAGGGUCACCGGCUUCCAGGUCGGAUGCAGUUUCAUGGGUCAAAGAAGAGGAGCCUUCAGCAGGAAGGGAUGGAGGAAACUGGCCUCAAAGCGUUUGUAAUGGUGAGUAGGAGACUUAAGCAAGGGUAAGGCAGCAAGGCCAAAUAGCUACAAACCGCCAGCAUGUUUGCAAUGCUAAGCAGAGUCCAGCGUGGUUACGAAUUGGAUGGGGGACCGUCCGUUGAGAUUCCUGUUGGACUAGAUGACUCAGGGAUCCCUUACAACUCUGCAAUUCCACUCAUGCCUCUUUGGGCAGUGGGGAAGCAUCUGCCAGCCUACAGGCCUAACGUGGCGCAGAGUGGUUAGGGGCAGGUGUGGUGUAGAGGUUAGUUGCACUGGCUCUCGGUAUCGGGUCAGGUUUAAGGUGCUGGUUUUGACCUUUAAAGCCCUUUGUGGCUUAGGGCCCUCGUAUUUACGGGACUGCCUCUCCUGGUCUGCCCUGCAGAGGACCUUAAGGUCCAUGAAUAAUCAUAGUUUAGAGACCCUAAGGAAGUCAGAUUAUCCUCCACCAGGGCCAGGGCCUUCUCAGUGAUGGCUCCGACCUGGUGGAAUGAUCUGUCCCAGGAGACCAGGGCCCUGCAGGAUUUAACUUCCUUCCGCAGAGCCUGUAAGACAGAGCUAUUCCGCCUGGCCUUUAAUUUGAAUUCAGCCUGAUCUUUUAUUUCCCUUCUCUUCCCCCCUCCCCUUUUAUGAAGAUCACCCGCUCUGAGACCCCACAGCUAAUUCUCCCCUGGCCUCCUCACUGGCCCAAGUAGGACCAAUUCAGCCAGAUAGCCCUGGGGAUUAUCUGUUUGAUUUUUGAAUUCUUAGCCCCCUCCCCCCCCCCCGCUGCUAUCUAGCGCGCAGGAGGAAAGGGAAAGAGUUUCAAUGUCAGUGUUUAAUAAUACGCUAAAAAACUUUCAAUACGAUGGUUACACCAAACCUUUUCCUCUCUCUUCCUUGCCACCCAGCUAACGCCAGAGCCCAGCCACACCCGGAGGAAGCGCCGAGCGAGGAAGACCCUGCCAACCCACCCCUCCUGCUCUUCCUCCCCGGGGGCUCGGUGGCGCCCAUUUUGAACGGCGCCAUUGGCGAGAGCCGGCCCCUCCCCGGCCUCCGCGGCGCCCGCAGCGGGAGGCACCCUGGCUCUCCCUCGGCCAGGGGCACGCCGGAAGCGGCGGUGGAGCGUCCGCACCGCUGCGCGGACUGCGGCAAGACCUUCAGCCUGUUGCUGAGCCUCCAGAUGCACCAAAUGAACCACCAGAAACGGAAGCAGUACGAGUGCUCGUUCUGCGGGACGGCUUUCAGCUCCCCUUCGGAGCUGCUGCGGCACCGCAUGAUCCACACGGGCGAGAGGCCUUACCGGUGCUCGGUGUGCGGCAAGGGCUUCGUGCGCAAGCAGCACCUGGUGCCCCACCUGCGCCUGCACACGGGCGAGAGGCCUUACCACUGCGCCGAGUGCGGCAAGGACUUCAUCUGCAAGCACCACCUGCAGGAGCACCAGCGCACCCACACCGGGGAGCGGCCCUACGCCUGCGCCCAGUGCGGGAAGAGGUUCCGGAGGAAAAAGUCGCUGAAGGACCACUGGAGGGUUCAUAGCGCUGAGGAACAGCAGCAGCAGGGACAGGCGGGCUCUGCCCGGGUGCCUGAGGGCACGGAGGGGGACGUCCGAGUGGAAAGUUAAUGUGCUGGCUCAGGUGUAGCUCAGCGCACAAGGCGCACAGUUCAGCGGUGUAUUUGUUUCUUUACAGCUCGGCAACGCCUCCCAUCAUUGCAGUUACAGGGAAUGAAGGUCUCUGCCCUCUGCUGCCCCCUCCCCAAGUCUCCUGUUUUCCAAGCAGCCUACACCAGAGGGAGGGGAAUCUGUGCCCUUUGUUCUGCUACAGACAUAGCCGUCCAUGUCCUUGGAGACAAAGGCAGGGAGCUUAGUACAGCAGGAGUGGCAAGCUUCUGGGAUGCUUUUGCCCCCUCCUCUGCUUCACCAUCCGAGUCUGAACUGCUUUCUGCACCUGGUCCAUCUUGCUCACUAAAGCCUGUUGCUUCUUCUGCCUCCAACCAUUUCUCCUGUCCUUCCCCCUCUUGCCUGUCCUCUGUGUCCCUCCACCACUCCCUGGGCUCUGACCCUCCUCUGAGGCUUCCCUAGGGCGUUCCCUGGCUGGUGCUGUAGUGCACUUCUUGUCAUCCUGCCAAGACGGUUGGGUAGGUGGGUGGCUGGCUGGCUCCUUCUUCCCAGAGUCUCUUGGCCAUGGCCAAAUGACUCUGCAGCUUCCAAGCCCGAAUGCAGAUGGGCCUGCUAGCUCCAUUCAUUCUAGCCUUCUCCAGCGGUUUUGGACUACAACUCCCAUCAGCUGGGGGUGCUGAUGGGAGUUGUAGUUCGAAACCACUGGAGGGCUCCAGAGUUGGGGAUGACCCUCUUACGCUGUUCGAGAGCCCCUCGGGUACCACUCCCCACCGUUAAGAGCAUCUCUACCAAACCCUUGGCCUCUGCUUGCCCUCCAGCAGUUCAUUGCUUCCUUCCCUUGGCAUGUAAACAUUUUCUUUCUCCCAGUGUUGCCUCUCUCAUCCGUCUGUCAAGUUCAGGUGUGCUGUCCUUUUCCGCACAACGGGUUUGCAAUCGUCCCAGGAUUUUCGCAGCAGCUUGUUUUCUUUAAGAUAAUAAGUGUGUGGGGCAGGAUCUGUUUGGUGCUCUGGUUUUUGUAUACGGUUUAAAGCGCUCCCUAAAUAAUAAACCACCCCUGGCUGCAAGCGUGGAGUUUUCUCACUUGCUUGAAACAAGUUCUGUUUUCCGCUUGUCUUGCAGCUUAAGUACGUUCAAAGACACUGGCAUAUGUGCUUCGACUUACUGAGUCUUGGUAAGACACUGAUGGAGAAUUUAGCACAGAAAACUAGCACUCAGGGGUCAGGCAGAAUAGCUCUCCAAACUUUUUAUACUCUUUAUGCAAAAUACACUUAGUGUGUGCCUUUGAAACUGUUUGUAUGGUGCCCUUAACCAACCCAAAGCUCAG